AUGAUGCGAAGAUCAUUGCCGCGAGCCAUUCCCAAGCGAGCACUGCUCUCCCGAACGACGACGACGACAACGACCCGGCCCUUUCCCGCAGCGAUCCGUGCCAUCGCCACAACCACCCGCAUGUCCGCGCCCAAGAACCCCUACGCUGCCGGCUCCGCGCCGGCCGACGCCUUUCAGCUGCUGCCCGAGUCGCAAAAGGCGGGCGAGGCCGAGGAUGCCCUGUACGACGCGCAGAUCAAGGAGGUCGAAGCCUGGUGGUCGUCGCCGCGAUACGCCGGCAUCAAGCGCCCGUACACGGCCGCCGACGUCGUGUCGAAGCGCGGCAGCCAGACGGUCCAGUAUCCUAGCUCCGUCAUGGCGUCGAAGCUGUUUCACCUGAUUCGCGAGCGCGAGUCCAAGGGCGAGCCCAUCCACACACUCGGCGCCGUCGACCCCGUGCAAAUGACGCAGCAGGCGCCGCACCAAGAGGUCCUCUACAUCUCCGGCUGGGCGUGCUCCUCGCUGCUCACCACGACCAACGAGGUCUCGCCCGACUUUGGCGACUACCCGUACAACACGGUGCCGAACCAGGUGCAGCGGCUCGCCAAGGCGCAGUCGAUGCACGACCGCAAGCAGUGGGACGCGCGGCGCGCCAUGACGGCCGAGGAGCGCGCCAAGACGCCCUACACCGACUACCUGCGGCCCAUCAUCGCCGACGGCGACACGGGCCACGGCGGCCUCUCGGCCGUGCUCAAGCUCGCCAAGCUGUUUGCCGAAAACGGCGCCGCGGCCGUGCACUUUGAGGACCAGCUGCACGGCGGCAAAAAAUGCGGCCACCUCGCCGGCAAGGUGCUGGUGCCGACGGGCGAGCACAUUAACCGGCUCAACGCCGCGCGCUUCCAGUGGGACGUCAUGGGCUGCGAGAACCUCGUCAUUGCGCGCACCGACUCCGAGUCGGGCAAGCUCAUCUCGUCGGCCGUCGACGUGCGCGACCACGAGUUCAUCCUCGGCGUCGACGACGCCGCCCUCGAGCCCCUCGCCGAGACGAUCCAGGCCCUCGAGGGCCGGGGCGCGUCGGGCGCCGAGAUUGACGCCUUUGAGGCCGACUGGGUCAAGAAGACCAAGCUCGUCACGUUUGACGAGGCCGCCGUCGCGCACAUGCGCAGAGAAGGCGUCGCCGAGGCCAAGAUUGCCGAGUUCCAAGCCACGACGGCCGCGGACCGCAACAUGGGCGUCACGCGCCGCCGCGCGCUCGCCAACCACUACGCCAAGACGCCCGUCUACUUCAACUGGGACGUGCCGCGCACGCGCGAGGGCUUCUACCACUUUCGCGCCGGCAUGGCCGCCGCCACCAAGCGCGCCAUCGCCUUUGGCCCGUACGCCGACCUCUUGUGGGUCGAGACGGGCGACCCCAACGUCGGCGUCGCGACCGACCUCGCGCGCGCCGUCCGCGCCGCCCACCCGCACAAGGGCCUCGUCUACAACCUCUCCCCUUCGUUCAACUGGAUGGCGCACGGCUUCACCGCCGAGACGCUAAAGUCCUUCAUCUGGGAUAUCGCCAAGGAAGGCUUCGUCCUGCAGCUCGUCUCCCUCGCCGGCGUGCACUCGACCGCGACCAUCUCGACCGAGCUCGCCCGCCGCUUCAAGACGGACGGCAUGCAGGCGUACGUCGAGGUGGUGCAGCGCCGCGAAAAGGAGCUCGGCUGCGACGUCCUCACGCACCAAAAGUGGAGCGGCGCCCGCUACAUGGACGGCAUCCUCGGUGCUAUUCAGAGCGGCAGCUCCAGCAGCAAGAGCAUGGGCGAGGGCAACACGGAAGGCCAGUUUCACUAG
Beauveria bassiana ARSEF 2860 is the source of this 1812-nucleotide messenger RNA. RefSeq names its product isocitrate lyase. Gene Ontology annotation, molecular function: methylisocitrate lyase activity; isocitrate lyase activity. The record is from RefSeq and is a predicted model, not a curated record. Bases 1 to 1812 code for a protein of 603 amino acids. Gene Ontology annotation, cellular component: mitochondrial matrix. Lineage: Eukaryota; Fungi; Ascomycota; Sordariomycetes; Hypocreales; Cordycipitaceae. The transcript has 2 exons.